AUGCUACACAGUAAUGGAGGAAGUGGACUGGGCGAAAAUGCUGUUCCCGUUCAGUCUGAAGGACGCCUGAGAUGGACACCCGAAAUACCAGACAUCGACUGCGACGAAAUUCCCAUCCUUCCUGAUACCAUUGUCUACGCCGAAAGUUCCGAUGGGGACGUCUACGAUGCAGCCACAUUUGCAAAACACAGAGCCGAGAGGGAGUGGAAGACUAGACAGAACGCCAACGCAUACCUCAGAGGCGAGAAUCUAUGCAUAUCUACAGCCGAGCUGAGAGGACCCUUCAAUAACGGCUGGCAGAAUCCGUGGGCUGCUGGACCGCGGGACAGAAAAGACGAUAGGGCCGAACGAGCACAAACUGUAUUGACCUCGGACUUUGGUGACGAGACUCCAUGGAGGAGGAAAUCACGUCUACGAUCCCAACUUAAUGAUUUGGCCCAGCGCCGCAAAGAGAAGAGCAGGGAUCACCACUUCGCCCUUCUUGCGAAGACAUCUAUCACCAAGCAGAUGACCCCUGAUGAGAAGAUUGAUUCGUGGUUGAGGAAAGGCCAUGCCUACUCUCAGCCGUCCGAUGAGGAGAACCUUGACGAACCUGGCUCACCGACACCUGGAAGAUCGAGGCGCCUAUUUUCUACUCGCGACAGAACUCCUAUAGAACAGCUCAUCAAUGUCAAUAGUCAACAUGCUCGAGCUCCUCUCCGACUACCUGACAACGAGGCCACGGACUCUUUUGAGACAGCAGUUGCCAUUCCACACGAGCCCGAGAAAACCCACCUUCGCCUACAAAGUGCUCUUGCUGUCGAGCCACCUACCAAGAAGAGGCUGCGUGCGGACAUGGUCGGCAUGGAUAGAGCUGAGGCUGCCAUCAAGAGAUACAGAAUUACUGCUUCCAAUAUUCACGAGUCAACGACCACGAGCACGACCCCAGUACGUCACGACUUGCAACCAGUAAAAAAACCGUCAUCGUCCAGACAGUCACUACACCAAACUGCUGGUGUAGCAAAAGAGCCUGAGAUCAAGUUUGAGAUGCUUGAAGUUGCUAUCGAUGAGCAGCGAAAGUCGUUAUCGACUUCAGAGCAACCACAUUUGUCAUAUGAUUCUACCGACUUUUACUUCAGCAGUAGGUCAGCUGAGGCCUCGGCCCUGACUACUACGUCGGAGAGUAAUCCUACUAACCUGAUACCUUCAGCCCAGCCUACGUCCGACGUGCAAGCCUCAAUCUUACCUUCAGAGCCUCUUCUGCCCGAUCGACCAAUGUCCACGCGAGACACUGUUGUCGAGCACGUGCUUGAGGCUUCAGCUCCGGGCUCAGCUUCCAUGAUCAAAUCUAAUAUUGAUCAUGAACCUGUUCGACGGAUGCAGAAUGGGCAAAUGCAGAGGUCUACUGAAGAAAUGCGCCUCGAGAAAGACGGUACUGCAAGCAUUGAUAAACCAUUAUCUCCCCAACCCCUAGACACACAGACGCUAGCUCAUGAUGCUGGCACAGCUGUAUGUCCUGCUGGUCCGACCGUGAAUUCAUCUCUACCAAUGUCGUCAAAGCGAAAAGCUACCAAGCCCGCUGGAGUUCCUCCGAGCAAGAAGCGCAAGUCAGCAACCUCUGCAGCUGAAGCGGAGUCGUUCUCGUCUACUGGGUCCAUUAAGAGUGUUCUCAGAGUCCGAAAGGUGGCGGACCAACCUCCCGACUAUGUAACCUCUCCACGUCUUUCCUUUCAGAAACCUGGUCUCGACAUGGAGACCUCUAUCGAUGAACCGAGCACGAUUGUCCCGACUGCUAAGGCUCGAAAUUUGAAAAGUAUUUUGAAGCCGAAGCAUGUAUUCUCCCCUCACCCAACGCCUCCUUACGCUGCUGCCUCCUCUCGUCCUUCGCGACAAGAUACCAUGGCUAGUGGUCAGGGUGCUCUUGUACACAAUAGAGGGGACAGGUUUGACCUUGACGGCGCAAUGGACGAACUCGGGAGCUUUCUAAGCUCUUGGGAUGCCGAGAAGAGCGCAUUGCAUAUAUGA
This is a messenger RNA of Lithohypha guttulata, 2004 nucleotides long. RefSeq lists its product as uncharacterized. The transcript has a single exon. Lineage: Eukaryota; Fungi; Ascomycota; Eurotiomycetes; Chaetothyriales; Trichomeriaceae. Bases 1 to 2004 code for a protein of 667 amino acids. The record is from RefSeq and is a predicted model, not a curated record.